Heterocephalus glaber (naked mole-rat) is the source of this 3424-nucleotide messenger RNA. NCBI's taxonomy places the organism in Eukaryota, Metazoa, Chordata, Mammalia, Rodentia, Bathyergidae. The record is from RefSeq and is a predicted model, not a curated record.
UAAGAAUUGUGGUGCUCUGAGGAGAAAGAAAAGGAAUUCCGGGAGGAGAUGGGGUUCUGUGAGGAGAGUUUUGCGACCUGAGGGUUCCUUUACAGUUGGGGCGAUCCCUAGCUACUUAACAGUUCCGUGAGGAGGUGGGGGGUCCUUAGGAGAUGCGGGGUUUCAUGGCGGAGGUGAGCUUUCUUGAGGAGCUGGGUAGAGGGUUUCAGUGAAGAAAGUUCCAUGAGAAAAGGAGACUCCUGACGUGAAAAGGGGUCUCUGAGGGCCAAAGGGGCACCUUUAGGAAGAGGCCAGAAGAGAAUGUUCUUUGCCGACCUUUCACACAGACUCAGUCACUGCCUCUUGAGACCUCUAACUUGGAAACUGAGCAACUCUUGAAAGGCAGUAAAUGGUCUAGUUCCAUCUUGGGGUUCCCAGAUCCAUUUUUUAGUAUAUCAGCAAUUCCAGUGAAAUCAUUCAAUAUAAGGCUGAAGAAGUCACUUAAAUGUCAAGGUUUGUUUAUUUGCUUGUUUGUUUUUGGUACCGGGAUUGAACUCAGGACCUUGAGCUUUCGAGGCAGGGAGGCUGGCUCGGCAGGGAGGCAGGCGAGGGAGGCCACUGAGCUAAAUCCCUAGCUAAAUGUCAAGUUUUUAAAAAUAAGUUUUUCCAGUACUGCGGAUCAAACAAGCCGAAGGUCCCAUACAUUAGAGUUUUGGGGAGAUAUUGCCAAGGAAUUUUAUUGGAAGACCCCAUGUCUCGGCCCAUUCCUGCAGUAUAACUUUGAUGUGACUAAAGGAAAAAUCUUCAUUGAAUGGAUGAAAGGAGCAACUACCAAUAUCUGCUACAAUGUACUGGAUCGAAAUGUCCAUGAGAAGAAACUUGGAGAUAAAGUUGCUUUUUACUGGGAGGGCAAUGAGCCAGGAGAGACCACCCAGAUCACAUACCGUGAACUUCUGGUCCAAGUGUGUCAGUUCAGCAAUGUUCUCCGUAAACAGGGCAUUCAGAAGGGUGACCGGGUGGCCAUCUACAUGCCCAUGAUCUUGGAGCUCGUGGUAGCAAUGCUGGCCUGUGCCCGUCUUGGGGCUUUGCACUCCAUUGUGUUUGCAGGAUUCUCUGCAGAGUCCCUAUGUGAACGGAUCCUGGAUUCCAGUUGUAGCCUUCUCAUCACUGCAGAUGCCUUCUACAGGGGGGAAAAACUUGUAAACCUGAAGGAGCUGGCUGACGAGUCACUGGAGAAGUGUCGGGAGAAGGGUUUCCCAGUGAGAUGCUGCAUUGUGGUCAAGCACUUGGGGCGAGCAGAGCUUGGCAUGAGUGACUCUCCCAGCCAAUCUCCCCCAAUGAAGAGGCCAUGCCCGGAUGUCCAGAUCCCCUGGAACCAAGGGGUUGACUUGUGGUGGCAUGAACUCAUGAAAGAGGCAGGGGAUGAGUUUGAGCCGGAGUGGUGUGAUGCUGAGGACCCACUCUUCAUCCUGUACACCAGUGGCUCCACAGGCAAACCCAAGGGCGUGGUGCACACAGUUGGGGGCUAUAUGCUGUAUGUGGCUACAACUUUCAAGUAUGUGUUUGACUUCCACCCGGAGGAUGUGUUUUGGUGCACAGCAGACAUUGGUUGGAUCACUGGCCAUUCCUACAUCACCUAUGGGCCACUGGCAAAUGGUGCCACCAGUGUUUUGUUUGAGGGGAUCCCCACAUACCCAGAUGUGAGCCGCCUGUGGAGCAUUGUGGACAAAUACAAGGUGACCAAGUUCUACACAGCACCCACGGCCAUCCGUCUGCUCAUGAAGUUUGGAGAUGAGCCUGUCACCAAGCAUAGCCGGGCAUCCUUACAGGUUCUAGGUACCGUGGGUGAACCCAUCAACCCCGAGGCCUGGCUAUGGUACCACCAGGUGGUAGGUGCCCAGCACUGCCCCAUCGUGGACACCUUUUGGCAAACAGAGACAGGUGGCCACAUGCUGACCCCCCUCCCUGGUGCCACACCCAUGAAACCUGGCUCUGCUUCCUUUCCAUUCUUUGGUGUAGCUCCUGCAAUCCUGAAUGAGUCUGGGGAAGAGUUGGAAGGUGAAGCUGAAGGUUACCUGGUGUUCAAGCAGCCCUGGCCAGGGAUCAUGCGCACAGUAUAUGGAAACCACCCACGGUUUGAGACCACCUACUUUAAGAAGUUUCCUGGUUACUACGUGACAGGAGAUGGAUGCCGACGGGACCAGGAUGGCUAUUAUUGGAUCACUGGCAGGAUUGAUGACAUGCUCAAUGUAUCUGGACACCUGCUCAGUACUGCAGAGGUGGAGUCAGCACUUGUGGAACAUGAAGCUAUUGCAGAGGCAGCUGUAGUGGGCCACCCUCAUCCUGUGAAGGGCGAAUGCCUCUACUGUUUUGUCACCCUGUGUGAUGGACACACUUUCAGUCCUACCCUCACUGAGGAGCUCAAGAAGCAGAUUAGAGAAAAGAUUGGCCCCAUUGCCACACCAGACUACAUCCAGAAUGCACCUGGCUUGCCUAAAACACGUUCAGGUAAAAUUAUGAGGCGAGUGCUUCGGAAGAUUGCUCAGAAUGACCAUGACCUGGGGGACACAUCUACAGUGGCUGACCCAUCUGUCAUCAGUCACCUCUUCAAUCACCGCUGCCUGACCAUCUAGUGAACAAGACUCUGUCCUUUACCCAAGGUUCUCCUUGCCUGGCUUUCCAGAGUUCUCCUCAUCCUCCCUGCCCCCCAUCCAGGAGUACCAAAGGCCAGUGCUGACCUGUACUUUGUCCCUGAGUGGAGGGUUUUCUGUGACUUCCAGGCAGAAGGGACAAGGCCCAGGUCAGCCCAGACUGAUAUGGGCCCAGAUUGCAAAGAGCUCGCCGAGCCCAGAACAGAAACCUGAAUGCCACGUCCCCAAACCAGGUUAGGUGUUCAGAGGGCAUGUGAGGGCCUAGACUGAAGCAGGGGGCCAACCUUGUAAUCCUCAGUCAGUUCUCACAGGAAGUACAAGUACUUAUCUUUUUUUUUUUUUUUUGGUACCUGGGAUCGAACUUGGGUCUUUGCGCUUGCACAGCAGGCAGCGAAACCACUGAGCUAAAUCCCUACCAGUACUUAUCUUAACCAUGCAUUUGCCUUAGAAAUGACAAGUUUGUGAAUCCAGAAAUAAUUAUUAUUUUUUAAAAAUUUUGUUACUUCUGUUCUGUGUCUGAAUUCCCUGCCAGAUGGCCAUCCUGGCUGCCCAUGUGCUCCAGGGGCUAUGCAGGUAUGUUCAGUUCUGAGGGAUUUCAGAUCAUUGGCUUCUAUGAAGGAGUAUUUAUGUUUUGUUCCUUGGACCAGAGGAGCCUGUCUUGUCCUUUUCCCUCCUACCUGCCCCCAGGGACAGAGCCCUGCCCAUGACAGACACUCUCAGAUGAGACUCUCUUUUCUUUCCCAAGUCAUGCUUAAGCCUCAUGGUUGUAGGAAUAAAGUCUGUGACCUUCAGAA